Messenger RNA from Aspergillus affinis, 906 nucleotides. Its product is annotated as SWIB/MDM2 domain protein. The record is from RefSeq and is a predicted model, not a curated record. The coding region runs from base 1 to 906 and encodes 301 amino acids. Gene Ontology annotation, cellular component: RNA polymerase I upstream activating factor complex; nucleus. Gene Ontology annotation, biological process: nucleolar large rRNA transcription by RNA polymerase I; transcription initiation at RNA polymerase I promoter. Gene Ontology annotation, molecular function: RNA polymerase I cis-regulatory region sequence-specific DNA binding. Lineage: Eukaryota; Fungi; Ascomycota; Eurotiomycetes; Eurotiales; Aspergillaceae. The transcript is spliced from 5 exons.
AUGUCGCUCUCCCCAGAUGCCCGCGACCAGUAUGUACCGAUCAUUGACUCCAUACUGGGGAAAAGUGAUCUCAACACCAUCUCCGAAAAGCGCAUCCGCAAAGGACUGCAGGAAGUGGUCGGCUAUGAUCUUACUCCGCAGAAGGUCUGCUCGCCGCCGCCCGUCCUGUCGCAAAUCUCGUGUUCCCGGUCCCCCACGUUGCCGACGGCUGCGAUCAAGCAGCUGAUCAUGGAGAGGUUCGACCUCUUCGCCGAGCAGGGUGGUAUAGGAGCUUCGCCCGAUCCCAGCGCCCCGGCGACCAAUGGCCACGACAAGGACCACGACUCCGUGACACCUGUCGAACCUUCGUCUCCCGCGCAAUCUUCGUUGUCGCAGAAACGCCAUGCGGAUAGCGAGGAGCGUUCCGAUCAAUCCAGCAAGUCGCCGCCGGCCAAGAAGAAGAAGCAGGACAACGACGUUGACGCGGAUGCUCUUUUUGCCGCCAAGCUCCAGGCCGAGGAAAACAUGCGUGCACGCCCUACCCGUGGCUCUAACACGCGCAGAGCCGCGCCGGCGAAAAAGAAGACCAAGGCUAAAACAUCCAAAAAGGUCAAAGCGGAGGACGAUUCGGAUCUUGAGUCGGGAUCGGACGCCGGCAAAAAAGUUAAUCGAUCUGGCGGAUUUCAUAAACCUCUAACGCUAUCCCCCGCACUUUCCGCUCUAUUAGGUGGUGAAGAAACACUUUCUCGCCCACAAACCGUGAAGAAACUGUGGCAGUACAUCCACGAGCAUGAUCUCCAGGACCCGAGCGAUCGGCGGCAAAUCCGAUGCGACGACCCCAUGCGCGCGGUCUUCAAACAAGACCGCAUACACAUGUUCACGAUGACCAAAAUCCUCAGCCAAAAUCUGUACAACCAGGACGAAUAG